ACUUUUCACACUGGUAUUUUGAAUUCCAUAUUUCUUUAACGGCUUAACAGUCGACAUGGUAUCAAAAUUAUUUUGUCUUGUUCUUAUUUCAUAAUUCAUGUUAUUUAUUAUUUUCAUAUUUCAUGACGAGUGUUCAAAGUAAAUUCAUUUUGUCAUCGUGCCAAUUUAACCCAUAGGUCCGCGAAGGAUCGAACAUUUGAACCGCAGUUAGAAUAAAAACAGAUAAUCUGCCGAGAAGGCGACUUAAAACUUUGUUGGUUUCACUUUUCCGUCUCUCACGUCGGACAGUUUGUAUUUUUGUUAAUCUACAGUUAUAUUCUUAUAAUGGCUGUAGUUGAAGAAAAACAUGAAAUUGGAUCUCAAAAUGAAGUUGUUCAACACAUAGAAAAAACAAUGAAAGAAAUUUAUUCCAAACGACUUUCAAGUCCUCAGUGGAAAAUAAGUGAUUUUGAAAUUGGAACACCACUUGGUCGUGGGAAAUUUGGUCGGGUAUAUCUUGCAAGGGAAAAAAAUACGGAAUAUAUGGUUGCUUUAAAAAUGAUGUUUAAAUCAGAGUUAGUAAAAGAUCACAUGGAACAUCAAGUGCGACGAGAAAUUGAAAUUCAAACGCAUCUUAGUCAUCCCAACAUUUUAAAACUAUUGACUUAUUUUUGGGACGAAAAGAAAAUAUAUUUAAUUUUAGAAUUUGCCCAAGAGGGUGAAUUAUUUAAAGUAUUGAACGCGCAGCCGCACAAACGUUUUGAUGAACCAACAGCUGCAUAUUAUUUACGACAAGUAGCUGAAGCUUUAAGAUAUUGUCAUUCACAAAGUGUUAUUCACAGAGAUAUAAAACCAGAAAAUCUUCUAUUGUUUAGUCAUCAUGUUGUUAAGUUGGCAGAUUUUGGCUGGUCUGUCCAUGCACCAUCCAAAAGUCGAAACACCAUGUGUGGCACUAUUGAUUAUUUACCACCAGAGAUGGUUGACUCUCAAACAUAUAACGAAUAUGUUGAUAAUUGGUGUUUAGGGGUGCUAUGUUAUGAAUUUUUGUGUGGAGCCCCACCUUUUGAGAGCUCAGAACAGGCAGAAACUUUUAGAAAAAUUCGUGCUGUGAUGUAUGGUUUCAAACCUCAUAUGAGUGAGAGCUCUAGACAUUUAAUUUCAAAGCUUUUGCUUAAAGUUCCAAAGUCUAGAUUACCAUUAACUGAUGUCAUUGAACAUCCAUGGAUAAAAAAAAAUUGUGAAAUAUUUACUAAUACUAAAUUAUUAUUAAAAUAAUUUUAUUUAUUAUCCAAUACUGAAGAACUUUCAACAUUAAAUUGUAUUUUUUUCUAUCAAUAUGCCAUUCUUACAACCAUUUAAUAUUUUCAAACAAAUAAUGUUUGUACAUAAAUUACUAAUGUAUUAAUAACUAAUUUAAAUGUUAACAUCUGUUUCUAUUGUAAAAUUGCGAUAUGCAUUACAUUUUUUUUAUGAUGUUUAUUCUAUUUUAAUGGAAUUUUCAGAAUUUGAAUACUAGCUUUUAAUAUAUUGUAUUAUAUAAUUGAAUAUUAAUAAUAGUUAAGCGUUUUAAUGUAUUUAUAAAAAUUGUUUAAUACUCUGUAAUUUAUAUUAUUUAAAAACAAUGUAAUUUUUUUUUUUUGAUUUUGUCUAAUUUUGUUUUCAAAAUGUUGUAAAUUGUACAUUCUUUUAUAAUAUUACACUGAUUACCUUGAAAAAUUCCAAAGCA
Metopolophium dirhodum (rose-grain aphid) is the source of this 1705-nucleotide messenger RNA. Its product is annotated as aurora kinase C-like. The record is from RefSeq and is a predicted model, not a curated record. The coding region runs from base 325 to 1254 and encodes 309 amino acids. The transcript has 2 exons. NCBI's taxonomy places the organism in Eukaryota, Metazoa, Arthropoda, Insecta, Hemiptera, Aphididae. Gene Ontology annotation, molecular function: ATP binding; protein kinase activity. Gene Ontology annotation, cellular component: spindle microtubule; chromosome passenger complex; spindle pole centrosome. Gene Ontology annotation, biological process: mitotic spindle organization; regulation of cytokinesis; protein phosphorylation.